Molecule: messenger RNA, 2259 nt
Organism: Merops nubicus (carmine bee-eater)
Lineage: Eukaryota; Metazoa; Chordata; Aves; Coraciiformes; Meropidae
Gene: HK2
Product: hexokinase 2
Exons: 14
Biological process (GO): glucose 6-phosphate metabolic process; intracellular glucose homeostasis; glycolytic process
Cellular component (GO): mitochondrion; cytosol
Molecular function (GO): D-glucose binding; ATP binding; mannokinase activity
Source: RefSeq, a predicted model, not a curated record
AGCAUCCUCGUGACAUGGACAAAGGGGUUCAAAUGCAGCAGCGUGGAGGGGAAGGAUGUGGUGUCGAUGCUGCGCAAGUCCAUCAAGAAAAGAGGGGACUUUGACAUAGACAUCGUGGCUGUGGUGAAUGACACCGUUGGCACCAUGAUGACCUGUGGCUAUGAUGAUCAUAACUGUGAAGUUGGCCUCAUUGUUGGUACCGGUACCAACGCCUGCUACAUGGAGGAGAUGAGACACAUUGACCUGGUGGAGGGGGACGAAGGGCGGAUGUGCAUCAACAUGGAGUGGGGGGCGUUUGGCGACGACGGCGUCCUCAACGACAUCCGCACGGAGUUCGACCGCGAGAUCGACAUGGGCUCGCUCAACCCCGGCAAACAGCUGUUUGAGAAGAUGAUCAGUGGGAUGUACAUGGGAGAGCUGGUCAGACUCAUCCUGGUGAAGAUGGCCAAGGAAGGGCUCUUGUUUGGAGGAAGGCUCACACCGGAUCUGCUCACUACCGGCCACUUUGAGACCAGAUAUGUCUCCGCUAUUGAGAAGGAGAAAGAAGGGCUGCAGAAGGCCCAUGAGAUCCUCACCAAGCUGGGUCUGGAGCCGUCUCAUGAGGAUUGUGUGGCCACCCACCGCAUCUGCCAGAUCGUCUCCACCCGCUCGGCCAACUUGUGCGGGGCCACCCUGGCGGCCGUGCUGCGCCGCAUCAAGGAGAACAAGGGAGUGGAGCGCCUGCGGUCCACGGUGGGCGUGGACGGCUCCGUCUACAAGAAGCAUCCUCACUUCGCCCGGCGCCUCCACAAGACGGUGCGGAAGCUGCUGCCCGACUGCGAGAUCCGCUUCGUGCGCUCGGAGGACGGGAGCGGGAAGGGCGCGGCCAUGGUGACGGCGGUGGCCUACAGGCUGGCCGCCCAGCACAAGGCACGGCAGAAGAUCCUGGAGCCGCUCAAGCUGAGCCACGAACAGCUCCUGGAGGUGAAACAAAGGAUGCGGAUGGAGAUGGAGAAGGGGCUGGGCAAGGAGACGCACGCAGAGGCCACGGUGAAGAUGCUGCCCACCUACGUGUGCUCGACUCCCGAUGGGACAGAAAAAGGAGAUUUCCUUGCCCUGGACCUGGGGGGCACCAACUUCCGUGUGCUGCUGGUGCGUGUGAGGAACGGGAUGAGGCGCGGCGUGGAGAUGCACAACAAGAUCUACUCCAUCCCGGUGGAGAUCAUGCAGGGGACGGGAGAGGAGCUGUUUGACCACAUCGUCCACUGCAUCUCUGACUUCCUGGAGUACAUGGGGAUGAAAGGGGUGUCGCUCCCGCUCGGAUUCACCUUCUCCUUCCCUUGCCAGCAGACCAACCUGGAUGAGGGGAUUCUCCUGAAGUGGACAAAAGGUUUCAAGGCAACAGGCUGUGAAGGGGAAGAUGUGGUGAACCUGCUGAAGGAGGCAAUUCACAGGCGAGAGGAGUUUGACCUGGAUGUGGUCGCGGUGGUCAAUGACACGGUUGGCACCAUGAUGACCUGUGGCUACGAAGAUCCGUACUGUGAAGUCGGGCUGAUAGUCGGCACAGGCAGCAACGCCUGCUACAUGGAGGAGAUGAGGAACGUGGAGCUGGUGGAAGGGGAGGAAGGCAGGAUGUGUGUCAACAUGGAGUGGGGGGCGUUUGGUGACAGCGGGUGCCUGGAUGACAUCCGCACCGAGUUCGACUUGGCGGUGGACGAGCUGUCUCUGAACCCUGGGAAGCAGAGAUUUGAGAAGAUGAUCAGUGGGAUGUACCUGGGGGAGAUUGUCCGGAACAUCCUGAUGGACUUCACCAAGCGAGGGCUGCUCUUCCGCGGGCGGAUCUCGGAGAGGCUGAAGACCAGAGGCAUCUUUGAGACCAAGUUCCUUUCCCAGAUAGAAAGCGACUGCCUGGCCCUGCUCCAGGUCCGCUCCAUCCUCCAGCACCUUGGCCUGGAGAGCACGUGUGACGACAGCAUCAUUGUGAAGGAGGUGUGCACGGUGGUGGCCCGGCGAGCAGCUCAGCUCUGCGGGGCUGGCAUGGCGGCCGUGGUGGACAAGAUCCGGGAGAACCGUGGGCUGGACUUCCUCAAGAUCACCGUCGGCGUGGACGGGACGCUCUACAAGCUGCACCCUCACUUCUCCACCGUCAUGCAGGACACAGUGAAGCAGUUGUCUCCCAAGUGUGAAGUGACCUUCCUGCAGUCAGAGGAUGGCAGCGGCAAGGGUGCGGCGCUGAUCACGGCGGUGGCCUGCCGGAUCCGGGAGGCCGGCCAGCGGUAG